AUGAGCAACAUACUUAUAAAUCAGCAAAGACCAAAGAGAAAUAAGCGUCAAGACUCGGUUAAGCAAGUAGAUUGGAUAGAUACAGAUGCAUCGGAAGACGAGGAUUUUCUACCUCAAUUUCCAUAUCAGCCGCCUUUUCCUGCUGCCCUUUCUAUCAAGGAUUACUUUUUAAAGCGGCCUUAUUCAAUAAGCGGUAGUAGUAUCAGUGAAAGUGACAGUAGCAGCUUAGGGGACGAGGAAGAAGUAGUAGACGAGGAAAACACUUAUAACGACAAUUUCAGACUUGCUGAUGGUUACAAUGAUGAUACUCUGGUUUUAGAAGAAGAGGAAUACUUGAUAGCAACGAGCAAUAGUAGCCAAAAAGAACAAAGAAACAGGGCCAGAAGCAGCAGUCAUAUUGGUAUCGGGAGAAGGAACACUGACAGUAAUGAUAAUGACAUUGCACCUGGAUCAGUUCGCAUAAAUUCCUCAAGCUGGGAUAUAAAUACCAGGGAAACUUUUCGACGAAAAUUGGGAAUAUCCAAUGAUACACCUUUCGAUAAAGUACGUCGAGCUAUUGACGCAACAAUUGAUAAUGGUGUAGAGCUAGUGGAUAUGAGUAACUUGGGUCUAACUGAAAUACCUGAUGAAGUAAAAGAACUUGAAUAUGUAACAGUUGUUCAAAACGAUAAAGUGAGACCAGCCUCAUUACAGAUUUAUCUUUACAGUAAUGAGCUUUCAAGAAUCAACCCAACAUUAUUCAAGCUAAAGAAUAUAACUGUAUUAAGCCUUCGAAAUAACAAGUUGGACUACUUACCGUCUGAUAUUGCCCUGCUUGAAAAUCUGGUCGAACUUUCAUUGGGCAACAACCAAUUGAAAUACCUACCCUCAGAAGUAUUGCAUCUAAAAAAGUUAGCCAUUUUAUUAUUAUCACCUAAUCCAUUUUUACCUGUACCUGAACCAUCCGAGGAUCAACCUUCUAUUACAAGCACUACAAUGAUCAGAAGAAGCAGAAUUAAAGCAUCCUUUGCAACUUUAUUUGAAACAAGUACAAGAGUUUUACUCAAUGAAAUCAAUACUAACAACGCCCUUUUCGCAACAUCAUCACCCUUCGCUCAAAUUAUACCCAACGAUAUUUUGAAUCGUAUUCAAUCUGUACUUGCAACAACCAAUCAUGCUUGUGAACAUUGUAAAAAGUCUUUUCUUAAAUCUGAUAUAGAGGAGAUGGUUUGGCAGUCUAUACUUGGUAAUUCCUUUAUACCUGUGCUAUAUCGAUUCUGUUCUUUGAACUGCUGUCAACAAUAUCCAUUCCCUACAAACCCGCCUGUCAAUCCUGACGCCGUGAAUGAUGUGUAGCAUUAUUUCUUUAAUAUCUUUUUUUUCGAAAUACCUUUGAAUAUACCUUACAUUGCUCUUUUUAUGUUUAUUCGAUCUUACAACUACAUUACUUGUCGAUGUCUUUCUUCGUUUUUAUAGACACAACACUGCUACAAUUAAGGUUUAAGGAUGUUUCAUUGAUUUCUGUUCAAAUCAUUUUGCUCUUAAAUAUACUGUAUGCAGAAUGUACUCAGGUGGAGUCGAAAUGAACGGUUUUUAUCAUGACUUUUGGUUCUAGUGUGCCUAAAAGACAUUGAUUUGUUUUAAACGGCACUGAUCCGUAGAAAAACUGAAUGUGCACUAUUGCUGCUGCGAUAAGGAGCUCCUUUGCGAUGGUUAUUCCAGUCAAAAUCUGAUUUACGCAAGUUACUUGGAACUAUUUCCAAUCGUAUUUACUUGCGCUUUCUACAACAUUAUCUGCAUAUUCUGUUCCACUGUUCAGUGUUCUAAGUUUAAAAC
Molecule: messenger RNA, 1815 nt
Organism: Mycotypha africana
Lineage: Eukaryota; Fungi; Mucoromycota; Mucoromycetes; Mucorales; Mycotyphaceae
Exons: 4
Coding region: 1-1335 (444 amino acids)
Molecular function (GO): protein binding
Source: RefSeq, a predicted model, not a curated record